AGCUGCGGAAGCGGCCGUUGGUCCCGGAGAUCUGGGAGAUAAGCGGGGCGUGUGUGGACAGAAGGAUAUACGAGAGGAAGAUCUGUGGGGCUGGAUCAGGCUUGAGAACGUUCCCCAAGCAGCCGGCCGCGAUAUCUCCCGGUUUUUAAUAGCCCUGCCGUCUUACGUUGUGGGUCUAAACUAUUUUUAAGCCCGCGGCUGACCCUUCAUUUUACUACAUGAAAGUGAUUUUAAUAUUAUAUUCGUCCUGUCUCUUGGGACAGUGGAUUUUUCGAAGCAGGUGAAUUCAAGAUUUUUUUUUUCCCUUUUGGAUUCAAUUUUUUUUUAAAAAAAAGACUCGAGACUGAAAGUUCUUGCAGAUUACCUGCUUGGGGUUAUAUCAUUAGGUUCACAAAGUUGAGAUAGCAAGGAUCAAGACUACUAUGGAAGAUUUUGAUGGGGACUUCAGUGACAGAAAAGCCAUUAUGUCUGAAUUAUGUUGCAAUCAGAUUGCUGCAAACAUCCUGGUACAGGAUCUCAGAACCUUGGUGGCUUUUACUGACCCAGAGGAUGGAAUACUGGUUCAUACUCCAGAUGGUGGUGUUAAACAUUCUCUGAGAAACAGCUGAAAAAGGUAUUUGGCUGCAGAAAGACCCAAAUCAAGGCAGUAUAAACAAGUGAUCAUCAAGAAUGGGAGAUGAAGGUGCAGGCGAACCCUUUGUGGGUAUUGUGACUGAUGAAGGCACAGAUUACGAAGGCAUCCUUCCAUCAGAUACAGUUUCCCUGAGUGACUCAGAUUCAGAAGAUUUUGAGUUUGCAGGCAGUGCUGAAGUUGAUGUUGUGUCCCCUGAGGAGCCACUUCCAUCAGAUGAUGUGGAUUGUGAAUCAAAUAAGAGUGGGGACUCUUUGCACAGCAGCAAAAAAUCAGUUGUUCAGCCGUUUCAUUUGAAAGGCAUGAGCUCGAGCUUUUCACAGCGCAGCCAGAACAUUUUUGAUUGUCUGGAAGGAGCAGCCAAGCAGGCAGUGCCUUUGACAGGUGAAGACAAUGUCAUUGAUAGAAGGUUUAAACGCCCUCUGCCACCACUCAGCAUUUCAAACAAGACGCCUGCGGAAAGCUUUGGAAGAAAACGUGAGCCAAUUCAGUCCUAUAAAAGUUCCCCACCAGUACCUGAUUAUGUGGCCCAUCCAGAACGCUGGACCAAAUACAGUUUGGAGAAUGUUGCAGAAUGUAAUGAUGAUACCAACAGAUCAAUUGCUAUGGAGUUCUUUAGUGGCUUGAACAAGGGUAGGAAGGAACAAAGCUCAGCACAUCCUGAAAAUUAUGUACCAUCUUUCAACCAGGAUGCUUCUAGCUCUGGUGCAGGAAGAAUUGUCUUUAGCAAACCAGUAAAGACAGGCUUAGACAGAUCAGGGAAAAAAAGAGGAGCUUCAACAGAGGAAAAGUUGGAAGCCAACAUUAAUGCAAAUCAAGAGACCAGUGGAAGGCCUCUGGGUAACUUGGAUGCCCAGAAUAAAGGUGAUGUAGUUAUACUAGAUCCCUCAGAAAGCAAAGAAAGAGAAAAGGAAGAUUGGGGGCUGCUGAAAUUGGAAGAACAAGGUGCUCAAAGAGCCAACACAGAUUCUCCCGAGGAGCCUGAAGAGAAUGUGACAACAACCAUAGGGUUUCAUGGUAGCAAGAAAAGGAGUAGGAAAUAUUUCCGACCCAAAGCUAACCAUGAUGAAGAAGAAGAACCCUAAAAGCCAGAAACAUUGUAUUUGUCUUUUUCCAGUGAUAGCUUAUUCAAAAUA
This is a messenger RNA of Pseudonaja textilis, 1767 nucleotides long. It is a transcript of the gene TSSC4, whose product is annotated as tumor suppressing subtransferable candidate 4. NCBI's taxonomy places the organism in Eukaryota, Metazoa, Chordata, Lepidosauria, Squamata, Elapidae. The record is from RefSeq and is a predicted model, not a curated record.